Molecule: messenger RNA, 306 nt
Organism: Plasmopara halstedii
Lineage: Eukaryota; Oomycota; Peronosporomycetes; Peronosporales; Peronosporaceae
Exons: 2
Coding region: 1-306 (101 amino acids)
Source: RefSeq, a predicted model, not a curated record
AUGAUCCGUGAUGGUGGCGAUAAUUAUGUACCACUCAUGGAGGACGAUGAUUACUCUCAAGCUCAACCACUUCCUACUCAACGGAACAACGUAGACGAUAUAGAGGUCGACAUCCUAAGUGCUACCGAACCUGAGGAAAUGGAAGUAGAAGUCUCGAUGACUAGUGCUGAUAUCCGCUCGCUGAUGCCUAUUGCAAAGGGAAGUGAAGACCGCUCGCAUGCGCCAAUUGACACUCAGGCUCGUACAAUACGCAUUGUUAUGCUAUCCUCCGGUUGUCCUUGGAAUCCGUCUAGUUUUCAGCGGUGA